Messenger RNA from Phytophthora nicotianae INRA-310, 2823 nucleotides. RefSeq lists its product as hypothetical. The coding region runs from base 227 to 2425 and encodes 732 amino acids. The transcript has a single exon. The record is from RefSeq and is a predicted model, not a curated record. Lineage: Eukaryota; Oomycota; Peronosporomycetes; Peronosporales; Peronosporaceae.
GGUGGUGCCGGAGUGGAGGAGGGGCCGGAUGCAUGUCCAUUGCUCGGUUGAGUACAAGAUCGCUUUCGAUACACCUCGAGAAAAAAUGGGUAUGUGUGGGAAAAGCCGCUUUUUGCAAAACUUCAUUUAAGUCCGAAUUUCACAUUUCACUCGCCAAUCUUUAAAGCCGUUUUUCUCGAUAACUCCAAAUGGUUCGUAAGGAUCAGUUCGUUUGACGCCGUCUCAAAUGAUGUCGCUAUCUCUGAAGGAUGCAUCGGAGCUCUUGACCAAGUACACGGCCCGCGUGUCGUCGGAGAGCGCCGAUGUGGCCGCUUUUAGCCCCUGUAGACUGACUCACUCUGGAUUUGGCGCUGCCGUCGGCCGGUCGUGGCCGCUCUCUCCUACUGAGCCCUGGGUGCGUUUGGAUGUCGUCAAUCUUAGUCAGAGCAACGCGCUGCUGACCGUCAAGCCCUCGUCCUCCCAGCAGCUACAGACGCGUCGAGCACUACUCGAACUCAUCUGCCAAUUAAGUGCAACGUCGUCGUGUCGAUGGCCGGAAAGCUUCGAGUCUCUGUGGUGGUCGGCCGUGCUGCGGCCAACAGACUUCAAGGACGAGAAAUACCUGGAGACGGUGUGCGACGUCGGGCCCAAGCCGAGAUUCGCACUAUCGACAGGAAGGCCGACACUGGAGAAUGUGCAAAUGUUGUUCCAAUUCUUGCAGAUGGACCACAAAGAACUGUUAUUGGAAGAGGACUGGCAGCUUUUGAAGAGUCUGAGAGUGGCUAUAUGUACUUCGAAAAGAGAGAGGCCACGUAUUGAAAUUUGCUUUAGACUGACAAAUAACGUGGUAGAUACGUCAAUUCUUCGUAGUAUGGCGAAUGGGUUACGCGAAUAUCUGGCCGUCAAGACAAUCAAUGAGGAGGACAACGACGAAUAUCCGCGUAUCGAGUUUGAGAUCUCAGAGCUUUGGUUCCACAACUGCCGUUUCUUGAACGGAUCGGAAGACUUAAAGUUGCUGGCACAUAUAGUCACACUUCCUUCGUCAACGAUUCGCAGCUUGAUGCUACCCGGAGUGUUUUUCAAUUCACUAAGGAACCCCUCGGGGCUGCAGUGUUUCCAGUCGUUUGCUAGACAAAUAUUGGCGCCGUCUUCUCCUUUGAGAAUGUUGGACCUGACACGAGUGGGCAUUGAUACCAACUGUGUGGCGUCUCUCUGUUCUGCUCUGCGGUAUUCCUCGAGACUAACGAAGUUGUCCAUUGGCCACACGAUACGCGGUGCCCAUUCGAACUCUCGGUUGGUGUGGGCUUGGAUCUGUUUGAGUGUAUUCCACGCAGACUCAGGCUGCGAGUUGGAACACUUUGACGUUUCCGGGUUACAGCUGCACAGUGAGGUGGUGGAAGUACUCAGAACCAUGCUGUACUCGCCUCAUCCUGGCCGAAUGGUGAUGCUCUUGCAGGACGGACGUUUACCAGAUGGUGAAGGGUGUGAGGAGUGCGAGUUGCCUCCAAACGAGCGUAUAUUCGUUCGACUACUCGACAGAGCCCAGGCAUGGACCAGUCCAGGUGGUUCUGCUGCCUGGCCACAGUUGCUACCAGAAACAUUGCAGCCAAAUGCCUUCGAAUAUGAAGUGAUGGUGCGUCUUACCGACUGGCUGUGUAUUUUGAUUCCAGGAUAUGGUUUCGGUUGGGUGGUUCGAAGUGCAGUAAGGUAUGAAGUUUCAAAGCCAUCACAGGUGGGAACAAGAUCUGGAGUAGUAGCGAGGUCGGGGUUGCAGUCGUUAACGUAUCGCGGGUUGCAAGAGCAAAGUGAAGGAGUGGUGGGUCUACUGUGUCUUCUAGGAAGUUCGCUGACUUCUGUGGAUGCCCCAUUGUGCGGGCUCAACUGUCAGAAUUUGGAGGCGGUAUUGCAUGCGUGUCCGAAUCUCUCCAGCUUGAACGUGACUGGGAAUAUCAUGAGGGACUUAACACCUUUACUACGCGUAUUUGAAGAGGGCCGAUGUCGGAUAGAGAAACUGGGGAUUUUUGUGGAAUCUGUGAACGCUACUACUGCUGGUCAACUUCAAGCGUUGCUACUGCAUCCCAACUCGAAGUGUUUACAGAGUCUUCAGCUUGAGACCAUCAACUCCGGCGCCGACAGCAACAACAGCGAGAAGAUGAUUUGGACUCAAAUUGAGCGAGCUCUUGCUGCUAAUUCAAGUUUACGCUGUUUACACUUAUCGCUGCCAUCUGCGGACUCGUACGCCGCUGCAACGUCGUUGAUCAAGCCGUUGCAUGGCCAAGUCCUGCGCUACCAUACGCCGAUACGACUCAAGAUUGCAUUUCUCAGCGUCGUAGAGCACAUAUCUUCGCCAUUAUUUAUGACCGCACUAGACCACAUGGUGCUAUCCAAUGUUUUCUCGUUCGCCACCACCUCGGCAAUCCGUCGUCAAGUCAACGUGCGCCGUUGAUGGUAAACGCGUCCAGAUAUAGAAUUUGUUCGGCAGGCAACGAUGCAGCCCAGAGUAUACAACAAGUAAUAAUUCAUUGCAAAACACAUUAUGGAACUCACCAUGCAUAAAUGUCGGCAUGGGACCAGGCAGGCUACUUCGCAGCAGCCUCGAUUUACCUGAACGCUGCAUUGUGUGGCAUUGUCAAAGUGCACGUCACAAGUUCGUCAGUUGAUGAUUAUCUUUUGAUGGGAUGAGAUUCUGAUUGAGAACGCUAAGAACAGCGCUAUUGGUAGUUGAGUACAAACCCGCAGUGCUGGCAUUUAAAAAGAAAAAGCCUCCUGCUAGCGUAACACGUUAAAGAAGCGGCCAGGAUGAUGUCUCUCGGACAGCCAGAUCUCUCCGCUUGUCCAACCACA